Molecule: messenger RNA, 2559 nt
Organism: Verticillium alfalfae VaMs.102
Lineage: Eukaryota; Fungi; Ascomycota; Sordariomycetes; Glomerellales; Plectosphaerellaceae
Product: pumilio domain-containing protein
Exons: 4
Coding region: 1-2559 (852 amino acids)
Biological process (GO): nuclear-transcribed mRNA catabolic process, deadenylation-dependent decay
Cellular component (GO): cytoplasm
Molecular function (GO): mRNA 3'-UTR binding
Source: RefSeq, a predicted model, not a curated record
AUGACAACCGCGGCACGAGCACGAGGCUUCGGAAACUUCAACAUGAACAACACACGAGACGACAACCCCGCCAAGGGUAUGGCGUCUUUCCGCCCGUCGACAAAGGGCAUUUGGGAGAAUGCCUACCAAGGGAGCAAGCGAGCAUCCGACAACACCCUGCCCACAGGGUCUGGUGCUCUCAUUCCCGAUUCGCAAGCCGACACCUCUGCGUGGACCACGACGCGGCCGUGGAACCCCGACUCCACGCAAACCAGAUCGACGUCAGGCAGCACGUCGCCCACCCGUACACGCGACAACCUCUUCUUCGAUAAUCCCAACGGAGCGUUCGGCCAAGCGCGUUUCGCAAAUGGACGACCCAAGUCGUUCCUCGAGGAGGAGAAGGAGAACUCGAGCUACGGUCCCAACUUUGGCGCCUACGAGGCGGAGCGCGGUUUCGCCAGGCACGAGAAGCGCGGCUCGCAGGAACGCACGUUCAUGACCAUGGGGGCCGUUGGCGCCCCGCCCUCCCGAGAUGGCAGCAUUCCUCCUUCGAGGCAUUCGGAGGAGUCUCACCACUCGCCUCCCGCAUUCCGAGACACAUUUGGCUAUCCCUCCGGACAUACGCCCAGCAACUCCAUUGCCUCUCAUGCCCAGCGUCCCUCCAUUCCUGGCCACUCCUCGUCCUUCCCUUCACAGAGCAACACAACAAACAACAACAAUAACAGCCGAAGUUACAUGACCAACGGCAGGAUGGAUGAAGCAGACUUGUCGAGCCAGUUCAGCAAAGGCCUCAGCCUCGAUGAUACCGCUGCGCUGUCGCAGGUCCUGUCCAACGGCGGCAACGGGCAGUCGUUCCAGCUCAACCCUGGAUCGCAGCCCUGGCUUGGUGGUUUCAGCCAGCAUGCCCCCGACGUGUACAGCGACUACAUGACGCAGUAUUUGGCCAGCAAGCGUCCGUCUGUCGACCGCUACUCCCCGGCUCCCGCCGCCUACCGUGUCGCCAACGUGCCCAAGUCGUACUCCCCGCAUCCCACCGACCCUUGGAGCCAGCGAGCGGCCCACCGGGAUCCGAGAAUGGUACCCGACUCGGAGAGGCGUACCCCCGCGCCCUACAUGCAACCCCAGGCUCAACCCUUCUUCCCUGGACCGUACUACACGGGCCAGUAUCCCGCACAGUUCCCACCGAAUCUGUACGACUUCGCUGCCCGGGCGCCCAUGAUUCCUGGCUAUGGUCUGCCCAUGGGCUACCCUUUAACGGGACACAUCCCCGUGCGGCCCGCCAAGGACCAAGACUCUGGCAAAGGCGUGCGCAGCGUGCUUUUGGAAGAAUUCAGGUCAAGUUCAAAGUCGAACAAGCGUUACGAUCUGAAGGACAUCUAUGGCCACGUUGUUGAGUUCAGUGGCGACCAACACGGCUCCAGGUUUAUUCAGCAGAAGCUCGAGACGGCCAACAGCGACGAGAAGGACCAGAUCUUCCGCGAGAUCGAGCCAAACGCCGUUCAGCUGAUGAAGGACGUGUUCGGCAACUACGUCAUCCAGAAAUUCUUUGAACACGGCAAUCAGGUUCAGAAGAAGGUGCUGGCUGCGCAGAUGAAAGGCAAGGUUGUGGAUCUGUCGAUGCAGAUGUACGCCUGUCGCGUAGUACAAAAGGCUCUUGAGCACGUGCUCGUCGAGCAGCAGGCGGAGCUGGUUGAUGAGCUCCAGCCUGACAUCGUCAAGGUUGUCAAGGACCAGAACGGUAACCACGUUGUCCAGAAGGUCAUCGAGCUGGUCCCCCGUCAGUAUAUCGACUUUGUCAUGGAUUCCUUCCGCGGCCAGGUCAGCCAGCUCGCUGCGCACACGUAUGGGUGCCGCGUCAUUCAGCGCAUGCUCGAGUACGGUACAGACCAAGACAAGGAGGUCAUUCUCACAGAGCUCCACAACUCGGCCCAGGUCCUGAUCACCGAUCAAUACGGCAACUAUGUCACCCAGCAUGUCAUUCAGCAUGGCAAGCCCGAAGACCGGGCCAAGAUGAUUCAUCUGGUCACGUCACAGCUGGUGACUCUGUCGAAGCACAAGUUUGCGUCCAACGUUGUUGAGAAGUGCAUCGAACAUGGCUCACCCGAGGAGCGCAAGUCGAUCCGCGAGCAGCUCACCACUAUGGGACCCGAUGGCACCAGCCCCCUCCAGCUGAUGAUGAAGGAUCAGUAUGGCAACUAUGUGAUCCAGAAGCUUCUCAACCAGCUUGAUGGUGGCGAUCGCGAAGCCUUCAUCGAGGAAAUGAAGCCCCAGUUCAUCGCCCUAAAGAAGACCAGCACUGGUCGCCAGAUCGCUGCGAUCGACCGCCUAAUCUUCGCCGCUUCUUCCCCCGCUCCUCCCCGUCCAGGCAGUAGCAAGGCGAUGUCUGGACAGAAUACACCUGCUCUGCAGGUUGAUUCAUCAGCCCCCACACCUGUUCUGACGAUGGAGCCCAACAGCCCUCAGAGCAGCAGCCCGCCCAGCACGAACGCGAGCGCCGUCGGCGAGACAGCCGAGGAGGACCGCAAGGCCCAGCUCCACCCAGGCGGUGCUAGCCUCCAGGUGCAGGUCGAGGAUGCCUAA